CACAAACAAAACUUGAAAUAAUAAUCUUAUUAUUAUUUACGUACUAUUAAAUUUUUGUGUUUAAUGGAAGGAGUUUCGAAUUCGACAAAUGGAAAUGUUGUUGAUCAGAUAAAGUAUAGAGGAAUUCGUAGGAGGCCAUGGGGAAAAUAUGCAGCAGAGAUUCGUGAUCCGACAAGGAAAGGAACAAGAAUAUGGCUUGGAACAUUUGAUACUGCGGAACAAGCUGCAAGAGCUUAUGAUGCUGCUGCUUUUCAUUUUCGUGGUCAUAGAGCUAUUUUAAACUUCCCUAAUGAAUAUCAAGGUCCUAAUUCAUCAUCUUCUUCAUUACCUAUGCCUCUUACAGUGCCUCAUCCUCCUCCUAAUCAUGAUCAUGAUCAUGAUCAUGAUCAUGAUCCUAAUCCUAAUCUUAAUCCUAAUCCUUCUUCUUCUUCAUCUUUUUCUUCUUACUCUGUUGAUGAUAACUUUGAUUUUGGAUUUUUGGAUAAUAAGUUGCUACAAGAAUUCCUUCAAGAAGGAACACAGUGAUUAAGAAGCUACUGUUGAAGAAUAUCAAAUGGCAUGCAAUCUGUGGUUUAGUAAAUUUCUUUUUAUUAAAUUAUUUGGGAUUGUUUAUGUAAGUUAUUCUUAUAAUUAAUGAGAUUGCGUAUUUUGGAUGUUUAUAAUAAUUGUAAGAAUUUAAUUGAGAAAGAAGAGAGAUGGAUAUUUUUCUGGUUUUAUUAUGGGGGCUUUCUUUUGCUUGGCUUUGAUAUCAAAUGGGACUUGUAAUAAAAACUCUUUUGCACACACUUGUUGAAAGAAGAGAAAGAGUAAUCAUUAACUUUAUUCAAACUUGACAUAUCAAUGCAUCAUGUUUGGAUACAUGUGUAUAGGCUUGAAAAUAGAAAACACUUAUGGGAUAAGUAACUAUAAUACGGCGGUGAUGAAACGGUGGUACAGCUGCAUCCACUUGAAUUCUUACUAGCUAAGCAAACUAAGAAACCUAUCUAAUAAGUCUCCUCUUCAUUUUUUUGAUAACCUUUCUUAAUCAAGAAGAAUGUCAAACUACACUUAUACACUUAUUACCUUUAUAGUAAUC
Molecule: messenger RNA, 1075 nt
Organism: Vicia villosa (hairy vetch)
Lineage: Eukaryota; Viridiplantae; Streptophyta; Magnoliopsida; Fabales; Fabaceae
Product: ethylene-responsive transcription factor ERF098-like
Exons: 1
Coding region: 64-525 (153 amino acids)
Biological process (GO): regulation of DNA-templated transcription; ethylene-activated signaling pathway
Molecular function (GO): DNA binding; DNA-binding transcription factor activity
Source: RefSeq, a predicted model, not a curated record